Molecule: messenger RNA, 420 nt
Organism: Ctenocephalides felis (cat flea)
Lineage: Eukaryota; Metazoa; Arthropoda; Insecta; Siphonaptera; Pulicidae
Product: phenoloxidase-activating factor 3-like
Exons: 3
Coding region: 1-420 (139 amino acids)
Biological process (GO): proteolysis
Molecular function (GO): serine-type endopeptidase activity
Source: RefSeq, a predicted model, not a curated record
AUGAUCGCCAACUUUCUAGAGAAAAAAUACAGGAACUUGAUAGACAAGGCACAAGAACAUGGAAAAAGUUAUGAACAAAAUUCUGAAGACUCACAGGAAGAAGUUGACCCUGAUCUUCCAAAUGAAGACCUAAACCAGCAUAAGAAUUGGAAAUUGCUCAAUGAUGAAGAUUGUGGUCUCAGUAUAAGUGAUAGGAUAGUUGGAGGAAAAAAUGCCAGUCUAGGACAAUAUCCUUGGAUUGCAAGAUUAGGAUAUGCAAAAAAGAUUUUGUAUCCUGAUAUGUACGAUUAUUCUGAUGCUGAAUAUUUGGAUGAAAAUAAAGUGCUGGUUUUCGAAUGCGGUGCUUCUUUAAUAAGUGAUUUAUAUGUUGUUUCUGCAGCACAUUGUGUGGUGGGCCUGCCUUCUUCAAUAACAUUGUAA